Molecule: messenger RNA, 433 nt
Organism: Pristis pectinata (smalltooth sawfish)
Lineage: Eukaryota; Metazoa; Chordata; Chondrichthyes; Rhinopristiformes; Pristidae
Gene: rpl39
Product: ribosomal protein L39
Exons: 3
Coding region: 125-280 (51 amino acids)
Biological process (GO): translation
Cellular component (GO): cytosolic large ribosomal subunit; ribosome
Molecular function (GO): structural constituent of ribosome
Source: RefSeq, a predicted model, not a curated record
CAGUGUUUGGAAUUUUCUCUGGCGGCAUCCUGUGUGGGCUACUAAGCUGAAGGCCUUCACGUCAUCGCCCCGCCCCCUCUCUCUCUGCCGCCGCUCCGCCAUCGCAGGAGUCGCCGCCUCGGCCAUGCCUUCGCACAAAACCUUCCGCAUCAAGCGCUUCCUCGCCAAGAAGAUGAAGCAGAACCGGCCCAUCCCGCAGUGGAUCCGCAUGAAAACCGGCAACAAGAUCAGGUACAACUCCAAGAGGAGACACUGGCGAAGGACCAAACUGGGCUUGUAAAAAGAUUCACUACCAUUGGCACAACAUCAGCUGUAACUCCCAAUUUUUAUCUUCUACCAAGUGGGGGAAUGGCAUUGAAGAUCGGAUUUAUCCACUGCAGGGACAAAAUUUUGUUUUUUUUCUAUUGUAGAAAAAUAAAAUUAUUAAAAUGUU